UGUGAGAGGUAACCUAAGAAUUUAUAAACAUAGUAACGUAACCUAUGAAAAAUAACGAUUUUGAUAGAAUUAAGCUGUUAAAUUGACGUACCGAAUGGAAACAAUACUUCGUGCUGUUCGGUUUUUCAAUUUUCACGAACAUCGGCAAUGAGAGAUCCUUUGUACUCUACAUCGUGUCACGACGAGUAAAAAUAAAAAUGAGCUAUAGAAAAAUGCACGACGAAGAACGAACGAGACGUUCAUCUGCUAAACGGAAAAGACACGAAGAUAUGAGAAGUAGGAGGAAUUCUGAUGGAGAGAGAUCCGAUCCACGGCGGGACGAGCGGUCGGAUUUUUCAUUUCAGAAAUAUCGCUACGAGCUGAGCAAAGUUUUCUCUGCAAAUCCUAACCUGGUGCAAGACCCAGAGGAUUUUUGGAAAUUUGUAGGCAAGUAUGAGGCGGUUGAGAAAAAACGUGGUAGUAUGGGAGCGGAGGACAAGUUGCUCAAUGAUUCGCAACAGUCGAGAGACCCGACCGUCUACCACAGGUCACACUGCUUAAAUGUCAGAGUGAAUUUAAGUUUGGGAGAACUGUGUGCACGAGUUCCACCUGCGAAAGAAUUAACAGACAGUAAAUUAUGCACAUUUCGAGACGUAAUCAAUCUCUAUCUAGACUUUAAACAGAAGGAGAAAUUUGCUAAGUUGAAAAAACUCAGGGAAAGUCAAGCCAAUCUGCCGGUCUAUCAAUACCGGGACGAGAUCGUCGAAGCUGUUAAAAAUGAGCGUGUUGUUAUCAUAGCUGGGGACACAGGAUGUGGAAAGUCUACUCAAGUUCCUCAGUACUUGUACAAAGGUGGAUUCGGAAGAAUCGCCUGUACUCAACCUCGCAGAAUAGCUUGCAUAUCGCUGGCUAAACGUGUCGCAUUUGAAACUUUGACUGAGAACCUUACAGAAGUUGGCUACCAGAUCAGGUUUGAAAAGCAGAGAAAUCAGGACACUAAGAUCACGUUUAUUACCGAGGGACUGCUGCUGCGCCAGGUAUCGGGUGAAAUGGGAUUAUCUCAUUACGACGUAAUCGUGCUCGACGAGGUGCACGAGAGACAUUUACAUGGUGACUUUUUGUUAGGAAUUAUGAAAUGUAUAAUACAUCAGAGACAGGAUUUAAAACUAGUGCUAAUGUCUGCUACAAUAAAUAUUCAACUGUUCAGUAAUUACUUUGCCAAAGAAAAUGUCAAGGUGAUCCAAGUUCCAGGUAGACUGUAUCCGAUACAGUUGAACUAUCGACCGAUAGCAGUAGACGAUUUGCGACAAAAAUCCGAUAGAUUCAAUCCAAGUCCGUACGUGCAAAUCAUGCAAAUGAUUGACAAGAAGUAUCCACAAGACGAAAAGGGCGAUUUACUCGUAUUCCUCAGCGGUAUGAGCGAGAUUACUGCAGUUGUUGAUUGCGCAAAGGAAUAUGCUUCUAAAACUAACAACUGGAUAGUGUUGCCUUUACACAGUACUUUGUCCAUAGCUGAACAAGACAAGGUGUUUGAUUACGCCCCAGAUGGGGUUCGUAAAUGCAUUGUCUCUACAAAUAUUGCUGAAACGUCAAUAACCAUUGACGGUAUCAGAUUUGUUGUGGACAGUGGAAAGGUGAAGGAAAUGAGCUAUGAUCCGAUCUGCAAAAUGCAACGGUUAAAAGAAUUUUGGAUCAGUAAAGCGAGCGCAGAGCAAAGAAAAGGAAGAGCUGGGAGAACGGGACCUGGUGUUUGCUACAGGCUUUAUUCUGAAGAGGAAUACACAGCGUUAGAGAAAUACUCGACUCCUGAACUUCAGCGAGUGCCUCUGGACUCCUUAUUAUUACAAAUGGUUGCCAUGGGACUACCAGAUUCGCGAAAAUUUCCGUUUAUAGAACCUCCACCGCCAGAGAGCAUUGAAAACUCGAUACUUUCAUUGAAAGAACACGGUGCUUUAACCGAUGAUGAAAAACUAACUGUGAUUGGCAAAACACUUUCGAGACUCCCAGUCGAUAUAACUAUAGGAAAAAUGUUGGUGAUGGGCUCACUAUUUCACCAAGUCGAACCUGUUUUAUCGCUCGCUGCUGCUCUCAGCAUUCAAAAUCCGUUCACAAACAGAGCAUACAGAGACACUGAGUGUGAGAACUCUAGGAAGAAACUAGAAUCUGACCAUGGGGAUCCUAUAACUUUAUUGAACGCGUACAAAGAAUGGCUGGAAGUAAAACAGGAAAGCAGUCGUGAAGUCAGAGGAAAUUCAAGUACGAGUAGAAAGUGGUGCAAACGACGAGGGCUGGAAGAACAAAGAUUUUAUGAAAUGACCAAGCUACGGACGCAAUUCAAGGAACUGCUUCAAGAUUGUGGGUUGCUAAAAAAUCUCCAGGAACCAAGCUCCUCGAUGACUAGCACAGAGCGGAUGCUGAGGCAUGGAGAAAUGAAGUUGCUGAAGACGCUUAAGCGUACUUACAAGCAAACGGCACCUAGAAAACGUAAAGAGUUGAAGUUAGACCUGUUUGAUAUACAAAUGGAAGACAAAGACGAUAAUGAUGGUGAGAUUGACAUAAAGGACGUAGAAUUUCGCAUGAGAAACGACUCGUCGCAGGUCCAGAACCUUCUUACUGCAGCAACUGCCUGCAGCUACAAAGACUUGAUGAUGCUAAAGUUAAUUUUGUGCAGCGGAUUGUAUCCCCAAUUCGCUUGCGCUGAUGAAUUUAACUAUUGUAAAUCUACCAGUGAGCAGCUAUUUCACACAAAAGCCAAGCCCUACAUCGCUCUCCACCCAAUGAGCUUUUUCGGGAACCAUCCACAAGUCUUGCAACUUGAAGAACCAGACAUCAUGUCAAUCCCAGCAUUCAAAUCAAAGUCUCCGCUCAGCCCGAAGCAUCAACUGCUAACCUACUUGUCACUCCUAGAAACAACCAAACCAUAUUUAGUAAAUACUAUGAGGAUGCCAGCUGCCCAAACGCUACUGCUUUUUGCGCAUGAAAUUGAUACCAAUUACACAUUUUCAAUUUUAGUCUGUGACUCGUGGCUAAAAUUAGAAUUUCCAAUGCCGGACAGCGGACAAACAUUAUUGAUGAAAGCCACUAAACUAAGACAGAAAUGGGACAUGCUUUUAACCCACAGAUUGGAAGAAGCCUCGCCGUCAAUCACUUCCAAAAAGGAUACUAGCCAAGUUGAGUACGAACUUAAUCAGGAGCUGAUACAGUUCAUGCAUACCACAGUACCCUACACUAUCAAACGCUUGUUGCCUGCCGAUUUGAAGAUAAUUUACGUUGGCUGUGGUGAAAAUUACGUUGAAGUAAAACCCAAUCCCUUUCAAAGUGACUUUGAGUGCGAAACGAAUUGUGGAAAAGGUGGCGUCCGGUUGACAAACAAUAUCACCUUCAACUGCCUCGUUGAGUCAGACUGGAGUGAUAAAUUAGCGGUAGAUAUGAUAGAAACUGAAUGGAACUGCGCAAACUGUGGCAUCACGACUCCAAUGACUAGCAUUGAGAAGUUGCAGCAUCAGAGUAAUUGCUUCGUAAUAAACGAGGAUGACCAUCAGGCUUCUAUUGAACCACCCACUGAGCAAAAACCAAACAGCAAACCCUACGAUUGUCCAGAGUGCAAAAAAACCAUUUAUCUCACGCCUAUAGAAAUAUUAAGACAUAAAAAACAACACUUGUAAUAUAGCAUGUAUCUAUUUCAUAUUUGCAAUAAAAGCCUGAAAAAAAUUUACCCGCACA
Molecule: messenger RNA, 3702 nt
Organism: Neodiprion virginianus
Lineage: Eukaryota; Metazoa; Arthropoda; Insecta; Hymenoptera; Diprionidae
Product: probable ATP-dependent RNA helicase DHX34
Exons: 15
Coding region: 198-3644 (1148 amino acids)
Biological process (GO): nuclear-transcribed mRNA catabolic process, nonsense-mediated decay
Cellular component (GO): intracellular anatomical structure
Molecular function (GO): ATP binding; RNA binding
Source: RefSeq, a predicted model, not a curated record